This is a messenger RNA of Sesamum indicum (sesame), 639 nucleotides long. RefSeq lists its product as uncharacterized. The record is from RefSeq and is a predicted model, not a curated record. NCBI's taxonomy places the organism in Eukaryota, Viridiplantae, Streptophyta, Magnoliopsida, Lamiales, Pedaliaceae.
ACCUAUCGUCACCUUUCUCCUCCGAUCGAAUGGCGCAAGAUGACUGCAGUGCUCUCAAACAUGCUGAUAAGCCAAAGGAGCAGUUUGGCAUAGGGACAGGCACCCGUCGAUAUGGCCUAAAAUCCCCCCCGCCUACAGAAUCACGUUCACAACCACCAUUGUUCCAGCCGUGGAGAGGCAGCCCCCCGAGCCCGAGGUCCGCAAGAGCAAGAAACCAGCUAAAUUGGGCCUAUGCUGGGCCUGGAAUGCAAGCAGUCUUCCUGGGCUCUAGCCCAAGAGGUUGCGGCACCGGCGUUUUUCUUCCACGCAAAGUCGACUCCGACGUGCAAUCCACCAAUAUGUCUCCAGUGUUGCUGCCUUUACGAGUGGUUCAAAUCCUCAACCUUAACGUGCACAAACUUGGCCAGCUCCAGCAGACUAAUAAGCCUCAAACAAAUGGAACGAGGAAGAAAAUAGAAGAGAAGUCGAAGAAGAAAGAAGUGGAGAUGAAGUUGAUCUAGCUUUCUUGAUUGAUUGAUUGAUUGAAGCUAUUUUUGUUCACAGCUCUGUACAUAUUGUUUUGUUUUUGCUGCUGAGCAUAUCCAUCGUUAUGUGUAAAUUUAAAUAAAGUAGCCAUCAGAACUACAUGCUUUGAUCAUU